GUAAGUAGAUUUUUAGUUUCGGAACGCACUUCACCACUCCUUGUAUUUUAUUUUGGUCUGAACUUCCAGUUAGAUUAAAUUCUCAUUUCUGUAUUGAAUGAGUAAUUCAUAAUAAUGUGUCAUUCGUGCAAUAGACUAGUAAUGCAGUGGGUGUUACAGUUUUAACAAUAAUAUACAUAAGAUGAGACAAGAUACGUGAAGCAUGUCGGGCGGUAACGCGUCCAAGAACAAGGCGCGCUCCUCCAAGAGGCAGGAAGGCUGGGAGGAGGCGGGAGGGGAAUUCUAUCAGGAGCUAUAUCCUGGAGGUGAACAGGAACUGUUCGAAAACCUCCAGCGAGCUGAUGCAGCUAAACUCGCGACGCUUCUACCCUCCAAGCAGGCCAGGAAUACGACGACGGUGAAGCGCGUUAGAUCACAGAAUGAGCGACGGCAGUCGACGUUCGCGCGAACCACGCAGAGCCGGGAUAUACAUCUUUCUAUGUUGCCGGACCUCUCAGAAAAUCUAUCAAAUGAGGAACGUAGUUGGGAAGAAAUUAUGCAGAUUAAGGCAAUGCCACUGCCGAUGGGACAAAAAAGAGAAAUAAAAGCCAGACUUCAGAAUGCAACAAAACUUCGUUUACAAGGUCUGGAACAAUUACAAUGGAGGCAAAGAAAAGUUUGGCACAGAUUUAAAAAACGAUUUGCCGAAAUUCUAGCGAAAUUAGAACUCUGGCAAUCUCCAAUGCGAGUUAUCGAAGGGAAAUUCGGUACCGGAGUUGUCUCUUAUUUUCUCUUCCUAAGAUGGCUUUUCUUCUUAAAUAUUGCCCUUUCUCUAUUCAUAAUACUCUUUCUAAUUCUCCCUAAUUCUUUAAUACAAGAUGUAUGCGAUGAUUGCGGGGAAAAUUCCACUUUAUGCUGUUUUGACAACAUAACCUCAAAUAAUGUCGUUCUCGAUUUAAUCCAAGGUACAGGAUGGAUGGAACUUUCUAUGUUAUUCUACGGUGUUUAUAGUGAAAAAAUAUACGUUUACAAUCUACCCAAUUUAUGGGAAACUGACAUGUAUUAUAAUAUGCCUUUAGCGUAUAUUUUGAUACCAAUAUCUUGGGCGUUACUAUCUCUAGUCGCUAUAGUGAAAACGGGGGCUAAGGGUUUUAAAGAAAAACUAGUGGAAAACGAAGGGCAGUUUUAUUUGUAUUGUAAUCUAGUAUUUGGUGGAUGGGAUUUUUGCGUACAUAAUGGUAAAUCAGCUAAAAUCAAACAUAAAGCAUUAUAUAACGAAAUAAAAGGGUGUUUACAAGAAGAGAGGUAUAAAGAAGAGAAACAAUCGAGAACUAGAGAAGGGACUAUUCUUCUUCAUCUAAGAAGAAUUAUAAUUAACUUCUCCGUUAUAAUAAUACUGAUAAUAUCCGGUUUUAUAAUAUAUAAAACAUUCACUUUUUCGACAGAAACUUUGUAUAGAAAUACAGAAGAAAACGAAACUCUAUCAGAGAUUUACGAGAACUCAUUAAAUCAAGUCGAAAGUAUUUUGCUAGAGUUUCUCCCUUAUAUAACUAUUGUCGUUUUAAAUUUAUUUGUACCGGAAAUAUUCGGUUAUCUAAUAAACUACGAGAAUUACAAACCGCGUCAUAUUAUUCUGAUAACUCUUCUGCGCACAGUUCUACUAAGAUUAGCGUCUCUCGCGGUUUUAUUGAGUCAAAUUUAUAUGCAAAUUAGUGGAUUAGUUGAAUCUGAUAUACGAUCAGAUUGUUGGGAGACUUACGUGGGUCAGCAGUUUUAUAAAUUAUUGUUAACAGAUUUCGCUGUUCAGUUUAUUAUGACGUUUCUAAUCAAUCUUCCAAGAGCGUUUAUCGGACGCCAUUCUAAUAGCCGAUGUCUCCGAAGCAUCGGUACUCAAAGUUUUUACCUCCCUAAACAUGUGUUAGAUAUUGUAUAUAUCCAAACUAUAAUCUGGAUGGGUACAUUCUUCUGUCCCUUUCUACCAAUAAUAGGGACAAUCUUCUAUUUCCUUCUUUUCUAUAUUAAAAAGUUCAAUUGUCUUAUCAAUUGUACUCCUUCCCCUAUAUUGUAUAAAGCUUCUAAAUCGAAAUCGUUGUUCAUGUCAGUGUUGUUCCUCGGUUUCGUGAUAUCGAUAGUUCCGGUUGCAUAUUCGAUAGCUGAGUUAACGCCUUCAUCGAACUGCGGUCCAUUCAAAGGUUAUAAUACUGUUUGGGAUUUCGUUAUAAUAACGUUCAAUAUGUUCCCACCUAUUAUUAGAGAGAUAGUUUUUUUGAUAGGGACGUCUACUUUCGCGGUUCCAGCGUUUGCGAUAUCUUUAUUAUUACUAUACUAUUAUUGGGCAGUUGCAACAGCUAAUCGACAUAUGGUAUCAGUAUUAAGAAAUCAGCUUGUUCUAGAAGGACAUGACAAGCAGUUCUUGUUGAAUAGACUAAGUGCGUUCAUAAGACAGCAUCAGAAACGAUGCGAAAGACGGAAUAGAGCCAGUUUCGCGGAUGAUGACUCUUCCAUUAGACAAGGAUCUAAGUGAAUGUAAGUUAUACGUUUAGUAUGCUAAGUGAAUGUAAGUUACUGGUGUCCGGAAAUCAUAUGUAUAUAUCUUAAGCUUUUUUGUAUGGCGAAUUUGAAAGAAACUACAGUUUUGCAAUUUAAUUUGGAAAGCCCUGUAUAGAUUAGGCUUUUUUUUUAAUAUUAAAAUAUUCUAAAAUGCUCAAAAGCGAUGUUAUCCGGACAUCCUGUAUUAUAAAUAUGUACACAAUAUUAAUGUGAUAAAAUAAGUACAUUUUGACAGAUAAAAAAUCGAUAAGUCAUUAAAAGUAAUAUAAAAAAAUCGUAAAAAUAUCGAUACUUCGUUUCACAUCACUAGAUUUUUUGACAUCUGUCAAAGUGAGUUCAUUCAGAAUGCUAUUAUUUCGUAAUAGAAUUUAAUUUAUAAUAAAAUACGAUGCAAUUUUUUGUACAUAAUAUUCUUGGUAAUAUUUAAGUGUGCCAUUUUUUUUAUCAAAAAACCCGCGACCAUACGUCCAGUACAAUAAUCUAAUAAUAAUGCAAGUUUGAUUAAAAAACCUAAAUUAUACCAAUUUUAAUAAUAUUUUAAUAGUAAAUUCAUUUUUUAUUUG
Molecule: messenger RNA, 3092 nt
Organism: Papilio polytes (common Mormon)
Lineage: Eukaryota; Metazoa; Arthropoda; Insecta; Lepidoptera; Papilionidae
Product: transmembrane channel-like protein 7
Exons: 6
Coding region: 203-2503 (766 amino acids)
Cellular component (GO): plasma membrane
Molecular function (GO): mechanosensitive monoatomic ion channel activity
Source: RefSeq, a predicted model, not a curated record